Molecule: messenger RNA, 3960 nt
Organism: Bemisia tabaci
Lineage: Eukaryota; Metazoa; Arthropoda; Insecta; Hemiptera; Aleyrodidae
Product: BTB/POZ domain-containing protein 2
Biological process (GO): neurogenesis
Cellular component (GO): cytosol
Molecular function (GO): protein binding
Source: RefSeq, a predicted model, not a curated record
GCUCACGUUUUAGACAUGUAUGAGAGGAACCGGCUUGAUUUUGCCUCCUGCCUCAUGGAGUAUCUUUGUGAAGGCACUCUCCUGCCUCCUAAUAACAUCAUAAGGUAUCUUAAGGAGUCAAAAAUGGCAUCAACCUCGAGCAAAGAAGAAGAUGGCUCAUUUGCUAACAACGUGACCCCUGGCACUGGCAGUAUUGACGAGCUGGACUGGCAAGGGACAAAGAGCUAUUUGAACGAAAGUUGCCAUCACCUAUUUGAAAACAAACUGCUUUGUGAUGUAGAAUUUGUUGUAGGCUCUGGUGCGGAUACAGAGAAAAUACCUGCACACAAGUUGAUCUUAGCUGCACGAAGUGCAGUAUUUUUUGCAAUGUUUAGUGAGAAAUGGUCCGCUGAAAGCAGUGAAAUUAACGUGGAAGAUGUUGAGCCUGCCGCAUUCAAACAAAUGCUAAAAUUUUUGUACUCGGAUAAGAUAAACCUUAGUUUGGAAACGGUCACUGCGAUAAUAUAUGUGGCAGAAAAAUACGCCAUCACUGCCCUUAAAAAUCGUUGCUCUGAUUUCCUCUCAAUUAACUUAUGCACAGAGAAUGCAUGUAAUAUUUUGAUAACAUCGAGACACUUCAACAUGGAUAAAGUGGUCAAUGAUUCUUUAUACAUCAUUGCUAAAAACACUGAAUUGGCUCUCAAAGCGGAAGACUUUGUAAAUAUUGAUCUAGAAACUUUGUGUUUGAUUUUGGAAAGAUCAGACUUACGAAUCAAUGAAAUAGUGCUGUUUGAAGCUGUUGAUCGAUGGGCUGAGGAAGCAUGUAUCAAAAAUAAUCGCAGUGUCUCUGUGACGCACAAAAGGCAGUUCUUGAAAAAUGCCCUCUUCCUCAUAAGAUUUCCAGUAAUGAAACCAGAAGAAUUCUUGUCGAAAGUUGCCACAUCUGGUCUUCUUUCAUCAGAAGAAGAAGUAUCCGUCCUUCGCUUGUUCACCAUGAGUUCAAAAACAAGAGACUGCCGUUUCAGCACAAUACCACGAAGAUCAUUUUUAGUCAUUAAUCGUUUUCAACAUGAAGUAACUGGUGGAAGAUUUGGUCUGUCUAAGCCAGCCACUUAUCACACAAUUGGUUUCAGUGUUACUCGCACGAUUAAGGUGAUCGGAGUUGGACUCUAUGGCACAGCAAAAGUUAAAUAUAAUGUCGAGAUUAUUUUGCAAGAAACUAUAAACUCUGAUCUGAAAUCAUAUAAGGAUAAGCUUAUUCUUACUGGAACACAUUAUUGCUCUGACAAAAUUUUCAGGAUUUUCUUUCCCGAACCAAUUGAAGUGGACCCUAAGAAGUGUCCAUAUCGUCUUCGAGCAAAAAUCAAGGGAAGUUAUUCAAUGUAUGGAUCUGGCGGUAUUCAAAAUGAAACAACUAUCUCUAAAACAAGUGAUAAUGAAGGCGAAACAGUCACCAUAAGCUUCUCUAACAUCGAUAGUGUGACGAUAAAAGAAUCAGACCGUGGAUUUCUGUCCAACGUUACCUGUGGGCAGAUCCCAGAAUUGCUCUUUGAGCUUUGAAACAUUCAUCAGCACUCAGGUCUGUGUGCAAACUGCUCAAAACUUGAAUUUUUCUCAUUUUAAUGAUAUUCUGAGGGCUUAAAAGUAAACACGAAUUUAAUGAAAUUGUCAACAAAACGUUAACAUCAUAUUGUUCAACAAAAAGCGUUUGGGGAGCUAAAUUUCAAUUUAGUGGGUCUGUUUCAUUCAAGAGAUACAGCCAAGUGAUCUAAUCCACAGGUAAAAUCUUUUGUAUAUCCUGAAGGCACAUCAUUAAAGUCUGCAUUCCCUUCUUUAAUGAGCAAUUUUCGCAUUUGUGACAUGCUUUUUCAAAUUUUCCGAGUUUGAGAGAUUUUCUGUGGCUUUGGGGACCAGGUUUACCUAGGAGGAGAUGUUUGAAGUUCUUGUCAAAAUAAAUAUAAUCUUGCAAACUAUCUCUUGCGUUGGAUUUCAAUAGUUUUCAAGCGUUUGUUUGCUCCUUAUUUCUUCGUGUUGCAAAAAUAAAAAGUUUAAAUCAAGAAAUUAUCCACAAGAAAAGGUUUUAAGAGUUUACGAGUUCGGUCUUUUAGGUCAGAUUUUCUUGCAUCUCCAUCUGGGCCAACCUAAUUGCUGACCACCAAGAAAAACUGCCCUCAGACGCAGCAAAUUCGUAAUAACAAGCUACGAACCAAAUACAUCGAUAAAGCACUGAAAAAUACACACCUGACUCUUCGAUGAGCUCAUCAAGAUUUUGAUGGGAUUUAACCCAUAGACAAUCAAUUCACUUGUAUGAAUCUCUUGCGUCCAACGGACCCACUUAGGGCCGCAUCUCAAUUCUCAAGACAUUUUUCCAAUCAAGUAAGUACCUUAAACUGAAUAUGUCUUAUUUCCCAACUAGAUUCUUGUUUUGCAUUUAAUUUAAUCAUUCAACCUUAUGACAUAAAAACAUAGUCCACCCGUCUUAAAAAAUGGAUCCUAAGCUGAAUCAUUUUAUAGGAAAUUUUAAUCUGUCUUAGUGGCUCAAGAGAAGAACCUAAGAACAAGUGUAAUCAGAUGCAUUAUCCCAUGGGAACGCAGACACUGACAAAUGGACCGCGGUAAGCAAAAAGGAACCAAGCCUCAUCAGCUAUUGACAAAUUCAAUUCGGCAAUUCAAUAUUUUACUUGAAAACGGUUUUAAGGAUUUUUGUGCAAAUUCAAGUGAAUUUUCUGCAUAUUACGAAGCAAUUUCCUUUAAAUUUUUCAAAGGGAUCUGCAGAAAUGUUCUCUCGUAAAAGUUUAUUGCCCAGUUAAAUUUGGCAGUAGCUGAUGUGGCUUGGUUUCUUUCUGCUAAACGCAACCUAAGCACUCCCUGCGGUCAAGUAGCACUUUCUACAAGUAGCCGGAGAUUAUUCCUGAAAGUUUCAAUCUGGAAAAUAAAUUAGAACAGACUUAGAAGGGUGUCAAGUUGACACUCUCCGCGGUAUAUUUUCAGCCAGUCAACCAUCUGAGUUUUAGUUGGCGCCACAAUCUAGGAUCCACACUACCUGUAGUUAAAAAAGUGGUCGCGCAACAUCAGUUCCAAUGAUCGAUUAUGAAAAUGAAACAGUAUUGCAAGGAUCCAUUUCAAGCAUAUAUGUGGUGGAAAGAUUUCAGAAAUUUUUUUCAGCCCUCAAAAGUCAGCUCAGUAUGUCUCAUGACACGUGUCUGUCAUGUGUAUAUUUGUAGUGUAACUUGAUUGUGUUUACUCUAGUGUCUCCAUUAUUGUAAUAUUUAGGCUGUAAGUAUCGUAUAUUCAAUUUUUGUGCUAAAUUUAUCUAUAACCAAGUGCCAUUAUAUGUUCGAUUUCUUGCCUUCUAAUUUAUCCUAAAGACUGCACCUGCAGUCUCAUCCAAAAUAUUUAAGUCAAGACUAAAAUUCUGCUUAUAUCUUGUAUUAUCAAAUUAGAAUGAAAUUUAUGGAAAGCUACCACAGAUUGUUGUUGCAACCAAUUAUUAUCCGAUUGUAUAAAUAUUGAAAAUUUUUUAACCGAAGAAUGAUUCAUCUCCUCAGAAUGCUUAUUUGCCAGUUAAUGCCAGUAUAAUGGAGAGAACACAAACAAUAGGUUUGGUAAAGAAUUCAAUUUUAUGAUGGGUUUAACCCUGUACUCUCUGUAGUGAAUCCUCAUUAUACCUUAUGUGACCUAUCAAGGCCUAUCUAAACUUAUAAUUAAAUUUCUUCAGGACAGUUAUUUCAAGUUUCUCACUACUAAAUCAUAUUUUCUCUCUCAGCUGCCUUUUCCAUUCUAUGAAUAAUUGUGUUGUCCCAAACUUUAAUUGUGUAUUUUUUAAUGUUUGCAUAUUUUAUUUUUCUACAUUUCUUUUUAUUUCUCUACAUUACACGUUUAUUUUUCUACUUUAUAUGUUUUUUAUGCUCAUUGUUCAUUUAUUCUUCUAUGUUACCUACAAUGUUACCCAUGUUUAAUUAAAACUGUUCAAUUUCAAAA